CAUUGGGGCACAGGGACCUGUGACACAGGGACUUGGGGACUGGGGACAUCACUACACCAGGUGUCAGGGACCUGGGGACCUGGGGACACUGAGACACAGGGACCUGUGACACAGGGACAAUGGGAAUGGGGACACUGGGACAGUGGGACAGGGGGACACUGGGACACCGGGUGUCAGGAACCUCUGGCCGCAGGGAGCAGCGCCAUGGCAGCGGCUGCCCAGCCGGCAGCUCGGGGAGGUGGAGGAGAGCUCCUGACAUCUCGGGAACGUGGCCAGAGGGACCCCAAAGGCUUCAGCCUCUGAAGCCCGGGGACACCCAAGGACAAGCACAAGAGCCAGGGGCUGCCAAGGCAAGGCUUGAAAUUAAAGCCUGAGGAGCAAAGCUCCAUUUCUGGCCAGAACCUGGCUCCCCUGGGGCUCCGGCAGAGCCCUGCCGUGUCCAUCACCUUUCAGGCACCUCGGAAGUCGCAGCGGUGCUGCACACCCAGCAUGCGUGCUCUGAGAGCACAGGUAAGAAAGGAGAAAAAAUACGCAAACCAUGCUACACUACAGCAGCUGGGAGAGAGGAGAGAGACCCAGCCCUGCAGCCCCCAGGGGAGUGCAGCAGGAGGCAGGAGGUGCUCCAGGCAUGCAGCAGCAGUUCCCCUGCGGGCGAACCUGCAGGGCACAGCCAGCCCCAGCUGCAAACACCGAGGGUCCGGCAAACAGGCUUUUCCCGUAAAUGUGCUGAGUUUGCACUGCGCUAUUGCAGGAAGCGGGACUAAGGGCAAUGCCCUGAGACAAUUGCACGGCGCUGCUGCUGGCCCAAGCACAAGCAGCGUGGAGCAGCCCCGCUUCCCCCAACCGUGGCCCUGGGCUCUUACAGGACGAUGUCCCCCAGUAUCCCACCUUUGCAGCCCUGGGGUUCGGUACCCACAUGGCCCCAGGCGCGCAGCAGCCCCGAGCACACAGCAGCCCUGGAGAAUGCUGCUCCUGGUGCCCUGCAGCACACCCUGCAUGCAGGACGAGCUCCCAAGGUGGGCUCGGGGGUGGCCAGGGGCUUCCGGCACCACAACAUCAUGCACAGGGGCACUGGGACGGCAAAGACUUCACGGUGGUUGACGCGGCCGACAUUUUCAACCCCAGAGGUGCCAGCAGUGAGGUGCGCCAAGAAAUUAUCCACUGCAUCAGGCUGUCCUCCCCGGGCCCCCACGCGCUGCUGCUGGUGACCCAGCUGGGCCCAUUUACCCAGGUGAAGGCGAAGGCCGCAGAGAGACUGCAGGACAUCUUUGGAGCUGAUGUUUUCAGGCACACAAUCAUCAUAUUCACCCGUGCAGAAGAGCUGGGGGAGAGAUCUCUGCACGACUACGUAUCCUGUACUGACAACAAAGCUCUCCGCAAGCUGAUCGAGAGAUGUGGGAACAGGUACUGCGGCUUCAACAACCGGGCAGUUGGAGCCGAACGGGACCACCAGGUCAUGGAGCUGAUGGGGAUGGUCCACUGCAUGGUGCGGGUGAAUGGGGACAGGUACUACAGCAAUGAGAUGUACCUGGAGCCCAAUUUAACAGAAGAGAAGGUGGAGUAUCACAUGGCGAGGUACAGAGUAGGCAGGGUGAAGAGGGAGAGGGAGAAGAGUGGGAUGAAGAGUGAAGAGGGAGCUGAAGGACAGCUCUUCUGUCUUGUGGGCUGAUUGUCCUCAUCAUUAUUGUGAUUACCCUGGGUAUCCUUAUCGCACGGCUGUGAUGAAUCCCAGCACCACAGAGCCACUGAACGCCUGGGGCUGGAGGCCCCUCUGUACCCCACGUGUUCUAUCCCUGCCCAGGCAGGGUCCCCAGCACUGGCUACCCAGGACCGUGUCCACUGGGUGUAGGACAUCUCUGGGAAUGGAGACCCCAGCACCGCUCUGGGCAGCCUGUGCCAGCGCUCAGACACCCGCACAGCAAAAAAAGACUUUCCUGAUGUCUCAGCGGGCGUCCUUGCGACUCCAGCGUGUGUCCAUGCCCUUGUGACCAGGCUUUGGGCACCCCACCAGGCGUUCACACACACAGGAACCCCCGAGCCCUCUUCCCCAGGCUGUGCAGCCCCAGCUCCCAGCCUCUGCCCAUCUUGCAGAUGACUCCUUGUCCUGGUGCAUUGGAACCAACUUUCCUUUGGAAAGAGAAGAGGAAUUGUCUAUUUUUAUUGAGCUUCCCUUUAAUCAGUUAUCAUAUAUGUAGUACAGGAUAAAAAAUAUGUUUAACUUUUAACCUAGGCUCCCUUUGUUCAGGGACAGAAUGCUCCUUCUGGGAGAAACCAAGGAAAGUUGCCAAUAGCAAGUAGCCUGAGGUUGUGCUUAGGUGACGUGUGGCCAUCAAUGGAUAAAGGGGUUAGGGUGCUUCAUCGGGGAACACCACCAAGGACCCCCACAGAAAGGAAGACAUGCGCAGACGGGUCCUAAAAGGAGCCAUUAAGAAUGAUGCCACAUGAGCACAAAACUCAGGUAGAUGAGAAUGAAUUUGUAUUAGAUCGCUAGAAUAGUCAUGAAUUUCAUGUCUCCAUGUAGCCAGGAAGUCGACAUCAGCUGUGCUUGAUGUGUGGAAACUGCACCGAGCUCUGAGGCCUGAAUAAAAGCAAUCUCUCUCC
Molecule: messenger RNA, 2601 nt
Organism: Anas platyrhynchos (mallard)
Lineage: Eukaryota; Metazoa; Chordata; Aves; Anseriformes; Anatidae
Source: RefSeq, a predicted model, not a curated record